Messenger RNA from Grosmannia clavigera kw1407, 1650 nucleotides. Its product is annotated as aldo-keto reductase. The coding region runs from base 1 to 1650 and encodes 549 amino acids. NCBI's taxonomy places the organism in Eukaryota, Fungi, Ascomycota, Sordariomycetes, Ophiostomatales, Ophiostomataceae. The transcript is spliced from 7 exons. The record is from RefSeq and is a predicted model, not a curated record.
AUGUCUGGCCACGUAAUUGCUGCAGUACCGUACACGAUUCUACGGAGUGCCCUUCGGUUGUUAAUAUCUCAAGGAUCUGUCAACCAGAAGCCAUUUGUUCACCAUGUCCGGGAGCGGCUGUCAGAAGCCAAGCCGGAUUUCACACCGCCAUUGGAGCUUUUUCCGGUGGGGUCAAGCGAGGCCUCAGUAGUAUUGAUCGAUUAUCUCGCUAGGAUACGGUGCAUAUUCUCUUGCAAGCUCGUGGAAGAGGCCCUGCCACACAUCGUCUCAGCAAAGGCAAUUUGGACCUCGGGCUCGUCCCUUGAGGCGAGUCUGGUCAAGGCAGGUGGAGAUAUUAUUCAAGCAAUCCAAGCACUCAAAGAGUCGGAUCUGCACGCAACGCCAGAAAGGGAGACAUUCCUACGGGCCCUUUUAUCGAGCAUGCAGAAUUGCAGAACCUACUGCAGCGCGAGCGGUCUAGAGUAUCUAUUCAACCGCCCAGAACGGCAAGCCCGGGACGUGUUGAUAUACAUGUACCCACAUCUGGAGUCCGAGUUUACUGUGCCGACAGCGUCCGAUUUGAUCCAGGUAGAUGUUGCCACCCACGAACAAAACACGGGCCAGGUCGAGAGUUUCCAGCUUGGGCAUUUUAGACUGCCUCGACUUUUCAAUGGAUUUUGGCAGCUAAGUUCUCCCGCAUGGGGGUCCGGGACGGCCAAGGAGCAGACAAGAAGCCUCGUCGAACUGGUCGAGGCCGGCUUGACGGCCGCAGACAUGGCCGACCACUAUGGCGACGCCGAGCUUAUCUACGGAGACUUUCGAAACAGGCUGCCACAAGCUGUUAAGUCCAAGGUGUUUUGCGCGACAAAAUGGUGCGUUUUCAAGCCAUGCUCUUUCACUCCGGAAUAUGUUCUGCAUAUGGUCAAAGAGCGUUCCAGAAGAGUUGGCGGAGUAGUAGAGCUACUUCAGUUCCACUGGCACGAUUACAACAAUAAAGACUAUCUGGACAUUUUAGCAGAGCUCGUUCGGAUUACUAAAUCUCACCCAGAGCUUGUAUCGGCAAUCGGGCUGUGCAACUUUGACUCAGAGCAUGCUACAGAGGUGUGCGAGCAUCUUCUAAAGACUGUUGGUGAGGUUGGCGUAGUUUCCAACCAGGUCCAGUUUUCGCUCUUUGACUCGAGACCGCGGAAGAAGAUGGCAGAUGUCUGCGACAAGUAUAGCAUCAAGUUGUUGGUCUAUGGAACAUUCUGUGGCGGCAUGCUCUCUUCGAAGUGGAUGGCGAAACCUGUGCCCGAGAUAUACUCUGCCGAGGUCGGCCUUACACCGUCUCAAAGAAAAUACCUCGACAUCAUCCUGACCUGGUCAUCCUGGGAUGACUUUCAACUACUACUAGUUACCCUCAACGAUAUUGCCCAAAACCACGGAGUAUCUCUGACCAACGUCGCGACACGAUGGGUGCUGCAACAGAGGGGCGUCGGUGCGGUCAUUGUUGGCACAAGGCUAGGCAUGUCGAACCGAUGGAAAGAGAACCUAAAAACAUUCGGCUGGACCCUGAGUAAGGAAGAGAUGGCAAGUAUCGAUGCCGUUGCCCUAGGCAAGGAUGGCGAGAAGUCGGACGGGAUGCUGGAAAAGCUUGGGGACUGUGGAAACGAGUAUCGGGCUAUGCACUAA